GGGCAGCGGACCCACAGUCCCAGUUCAACACAACCGGCCCAGCUCGUCUCCCACUGAACCCAGCAUGGCUCCGCGCUGACGACCACCGGCGGCAGUGGAAGACCGAGCCGCUCCUCCGCUCCUCCCGCCCGGGCAGAGACCCUCCACCCGCCCGCCAUGGCCUCGGCGUCCCCCCGCUGCACAUCUGUCCGCCCCCCCGCUGCGCUGGCCGCGGUCCUCCUGCUCCUGCUGGCGGUCCCCGGGGUCCGGUCCUCCCCGGGGGACAAGGAGCCGGUGUACCGGGACUGCGUGAAGCUGUGCGUCCGGACCGACUGCACCGGAGACCGGCUGCGGGGCUUCCAGUCCGACCAGCCCCGGUACAUGGCGCUGACAGGUUGGAGUUGCCGUGACGACUGUCGCUACAAGUGCAUGUGGACCACCGUGGGUCUUUACCAGGCCGAGGGCUACAGGGUCCCCCAGUUCCACGGCAAGUGGCCGUUUACGCGCUUCCUGUGUUUUGAAGAGCCAGCGUCUGCCCUGGCCUCUCUGCUCAACGGCCUGGCUUGCCUUCUCAUGCUGCUGCGCUACCGGAGCAUGGUGCCACGCCAGAGCCCCAUGUACCGCACUAUCAACGCCUUCUCUCUGGUAUCUCUCAACGCCUGGUUUUGGUCAACAGUGUUUCACACCCGGGACACCUAUCUCACUGAGAAAAUGGAUUAUUUCUGUGCAACAGCGGUGAUUCUUUACUCAAUCUACCUGUGCUGUGUCAGAACUGUGGGUCUGAAGCGACCCGGGGUCUCCAGCAUGGUGGGAGUCCUGCUCAUCCUGGCCUUCACCUCACACGUGUCCUACUUGACCUUCGUCAGCUUUGACUACGGCUACAACAUGGCUGCUAACGUCAGCAUAGGUAUGGUGAACCUCCUGUGGUGGCUGUGUUGGUGUUGGCAGAACCGGCGGACGCUGCCGUACUGGUGGAAGUGCGGCCUGGUGGUGGUGCUGCUCCACGGCCUGGCCCUUCUGGAGCUGCUGGACUUCCCCCCGAUGCUCUGGGUUCUGGAUGCUCAUGCUGUGUGGCACCUCAGCACCAUCCCAGUGCACUUCCUUUUCUACAGUUUCCUGAUCGACGACAGCCUCUACUUACUGAACACAGAGAAGAUGGGUGUCAAAGUCGAGUAGGAGGAGCUCAAUGCCUCUUCACCAAGCCGACGCCCUCACUCCCCCACGACCGGCGCCGCUGGAAACCCAAACACGGAAGUAGCUCAGCCUCCCAGAUGACAUGCAUGACACCGCUAGGACUUCCAUCGAAGUAGCCUCUGUUUACAUUUAUCCUCUUUGGAAAUUUCUUGUAUUUAUUUCCUUUUUUUUUUUUUUUUUUAAAUGAGAAUUAUCACCGUCGAUGCUUGUUCUACUUAACUUUGCCUUGUUCUCCAAUGUGUGCUACCUUUCUUUCGCCAUCGCUCACAACUGUAAAACAGAAGUGAUGGGAAAAUGUUUUGUAUUCUCUGCCACAGUAGAACCAGCUUGUGAUGCUGCGGCUCAAUAUCCUGUUUCCUGUGACUCUUUGUUGCUUCUGAAAUUGAUCCCUUGAAACCACGUUUUACCUUUUAGAGCUCCGUGUGUCACCAGCCUCUUGUAUCUGCACAGGCGGCAGUUUGCUGUCGCUGACAAUAGAUGGCACCAAAUCACUUGCCAGGCUGUUGUUAACCUGUUUCGUGCUGGUACAGUUUGUGUCCAGGGUCCGUCCGUGCCAAAUGUGGACUGGCAGGCCCAGC
Molecule: messenger RNA, 1751 nt
Organism: Limanda limanda (common dab)
Lineage: Eukaryota; Metazoa; Chordata; Actinopteri; Pleuronectiformes; Pleuronectidae
Gene: pgap3
Product: post-GPI attachment to proteins phospholipase 3
Exons: 8
Coding region: 157-1155 (332 amino acids)
Biological process (GO): GPI anchor biosynthetic process
Cellular component (GO): endoplasmic reticulum membrane
Molecular function (GO): hydrolase activity, acting on ester bonds
Source: RefSeq, a predicted model, not a curated record